Molecule: messenger RNA, 2759 nt
Organism: Desarmillaria tabescens
Lineage: Eukaryota; Fungi; Basidiomycota; Agaricomycetes; Agaricales; Physalacriaceae
Exons: 2
Coding region: 135-2405 (756 amino acids)
Molecular function (GO): protein binding
Source: RefSeq, a predicted model, not a curated record
CAAAAAUUUCCAGCGCCGGACGUCGACGUUCCCGGUGUACAAGUCGAGAUUACUGGCCCCGUUGAAGCAGGAAUACCGUGCUGUUUCGUGCCUUUCGCGCCUGCUUUGACUGGGAUUGCGGCAUGCAGUGACUUAUGUUCCUGUGUCGUCGACAAUUGAGCCGUGUCGUCUUUCGCAACCUUCUCUCAUAUGCGCAGCAGGCGGCGUGUAGAAAAUACACAAAAAAUGCAGGCGGCACUGCUGCACAGGCGAUACCUAGCGUGCAAUCUUCGUCUCUCACGCGAUCUCCAUCUAUAUUUCCUACGACACCCUCUCCAAAUACAUACAGGCAGACGCACCGAGAAUCCACCCAUCUCACGUUGGAUGAAUAUUUUCGGAUGCGCACUGAGGAUCCACAGUCUAUUGCCUCUUUGCCAGCGACUACCUUCAAGAAAAUCAUCUCGGACACGGCGCUGUCUGUGAACCAGUUCAAAGCAAUUGUGUCAGACGUCCUUCAAAUUUACAAGAACGAGGGAAGAAGAAAUCAAAACAUUGCUAUACGGUCUAUCACAGCUUCGAAUCAUUUCUUCCGUUUAUCCCCCGAGGACGUGCUGGCGCUGGUGCAAAGGCUUGAUCAGUUGUUCGAUGGUCUGCAAAACGCAGACCGUGGCCUGAUUGACAGAUUAUUAGCCAAUCUACCUCCCUCUCCUACGGUCGCGCACCUAGAACUUCUUGAUAUGCUGCACCCCGUCGUGAUGCACCACCUUGAACAGCAUCCACUUCCGCCCAAGAAGGCGUCCGUUUCAUACUGCCCAAGUCAUCUUAUCCGCAGAUCGGGAUAUUAUGUUCGGGCUCUCUUGAUUGCAGACAAGCGCGACAAGGUUUUGGAAGUGUUCCAGGUGCUAAUGGAGAAGCAAUUUGUACAACCGAUCCCAGAACUCUCCGUGUCGCAAGAAUUUGGGGUCAUCGUCCUCUUGACCCUGGCGAAAGCAUGGUUUCAUUGGGACUGGCGAGACUUAGGUAUGCUACUACUGAUCGACGGGGUCCGCCAGCCGAAUGCUUUCGACGCGGCGAUUGCAUCCACCACACACCGCCUCAUCGCAGACUCUGUUCACCAGAUUGUCCAGCAUGCCAGGCACUACGAACUGAGCCAGUGCCUGGAGCUUCUCUUCCAGCUCCAUUCCAUCUCGCCCCUUCCCGAUAAUAUCAUUCAUGCGUUAUAUAUUGCCAUCAAGACGAAGGAAUAUUUCUCCUUAGGCUUGAAGCUGUACAGCUUCGUCAGCGACCCCUCAGUCAUCAAGCAGCACAAAUAUCCGCCUCCGCCUAGUGAAGUCCUACUAUGGCUACUGCAAUCAAUUGACAACCAAUCGUCAGGGUCUCAUUUGGCCAGAUCCCUCGCUGGAGCGGUCGUACAUCAAAAUGUUCACCUUCCUGCACAGGACCGCGCCCAUUUUAUUGCGAUCCUGGCAAAAAAUGGUUUUGGAAAUCUCGCAAGGGCACUGUGGCUCCGUUACUCCACCGGGCCAGACAAGGCUUAUGUUACCGGCAACGCUACUUGUAUGAUUCGCAUGGUUUCCAUUUUCACACACCUCCGAAAACGGCUCAAAGCCCCAGAAAGCCGUCCAUCGACGAGAAUUCCAGACCCUGCACUGUCUCGGAAGCGCGAUGCUGAAUUUGCGACUUUCGUAAACCAUGUGUUAAGAGAGUGGUCCCUGGUUCAUACGCCUUUGACAGCCGCCAGCCACGAGAAUUUGACAUCGUUCGCGCGAGCCAAUUUCAUAGCGGGACGGCAAUCUGAUGUGUUUAACGUCUAUGAGAUACUUCUCGAACGCAGAGAAAUCCCAGAUCUUUAUGACGUGAACAUCGUGUUGGGGGCACUGGCGGAGCGACAUCCUCGCGCCGCGGCGAGGAUGAUCGAGCGAAUGGUCGAGAAAGGAUUGCAUCCCGACGGAGUCACAAUUGGCACCGUGCUGCAUCAGUCCCUCGUACACAACGAUCUGUCGCUUUUCCAGGAUCUUCUUCUCCGACUAGGCGAAAUGCAAGUGGCGCUGACGGAGAAAGCGUUGGUGUCUUUCUUGCGCGCGAACGCGACGCUGAGCCUUACGACGGCGCCCGACGUUCAGCGAAAGAAAUUUCUUGGCAUUUUGUCGGUCGUCACAGCCAUGAAACAUACGGGGAUCACUUCAUCGCCACAUCUAGGCAAGUUUCUCGCGUAUGCGGCGUUGAAAGCGGGAUUGGCGGUAUUUGCCUACAGAUUCUGGAAACUGCUGCUGUCGGAGUCGGCUGAGUGGGAUGAUGAUGAACAAGGGCAGCUGCGAAGUACGUUGAUCUCCAAUAUCCGUUCUCGCUGGCACAAAGGGAUCCUGGCGGAAGGGCGGGCUAGACUCAUGCUCAGGCAUCUCGCGGGUAGGCAUCGUAAUGGAUAGCACAUAAUAGAAAAUUUUGGGUAACCAAGAAACGGGGGAAAGGUUACGACCGACAAAAUGGAGCACGUGGAAUUAGGUACCAGCCGCAACUCGGAUCGGAGGCAAUAUGAACCUGUGGUGAUCUGAGCAAUGUUGAGCAAGUCUGAGGAAUCCAAAAGGGUGCAUCGCCAAACUUCAAUCUGGCCGGUUGCGAAAGAUUAACCGGAGAUAGGCCGGGGGAGUGACCGCGGUCUAUUGUGAGAACGGAGCCAAGGACCCGUGAUACAAUAUUUGCUGAAUGAUAUUCUGGAAACCAUAUGUGUAAAAGUGCUCGAUUGGGACGGAGGACACUGAUUUUUAGGUUUCCAUUGCCCU